CCCCCACUUUUCCCCCACCACGCGUUACUAAGUGAUAGCGCAAGUCAGAAUCUGGCACCACCGGCACCACUGGGCACCACUACCCACCACUACCACUGGAUCGACCACGAACCACGAAGGCACGACCCACAACUCGCAUGACAUGACCAGACAUGACGACAUAUGAAAGCGUGACGUGAUGUGAUCCUUAGUGAUCCAUAAGUAGAGCCAGGUAGAGCAUGUCGUACUAGUCGCACACAACACGUCGCGAGGAAGCGGAUGAUGUCGUCGCGCGAGGGUAACGUUUUGCGCAGCUGUCUGUAAGAUCGCCGAGAUAUCAUCGAUAAUUCGCCACCAUCGAUAGCGGCCACGGUGUCCGCCGCGUCGUCAUCCCAGCCGCAUCAACGCUGGGCUGGAAGGAAAGGAUGGAGGCGGACUAUCAGCCGACGCUAAGUCCAUCACGGACGUUGACAGGAAUGGGCAACGACUGUGAAGAUCCAUAUCCUAGCCUGUCAGAUUAUCACGAUUACGAACCAAAUCUGGAAUUUGACGAUACAGAAUUGCAAACUACUUCAAAUAAUGCGGCAAGACUUCUGGAAGGAAAAUUGGAUUUGGUAAGCGGUAGCAUAGGUGCUGGAAUGGAUUAUUUGGAAAGCCCAGUGAGUGACGGCACAAUUGAGGAGAACUUUGAGGAAGCUUUGGUAGAUGCUCCAGUUAUUGAAUCUGCGGACGAUCUGGCUGCUUUAGAUGGAGAGCUCGCCGAUGAGGAAGAUUAUCUUGACAUAUCCAGACAUGGUAUCGUAGAGGUAGUCGGCGACGAUAGUGCCGGUCGCAAAAUAAUUGUUGUGUCAGCUUGCAAAUUGCCCCCCAUUGGAAAAGAGACCUUUAAUCAUGCUAAACUCCUCAGAUAUCUUACGCAUACUUUGGAUAUGUUCGUGGAACAAGAUUAUAGUCUCGUCUACUUUCAUUAUGGCCUUACGUCGAAAAAUAAGCCACCUUUAUCUUGGUUGUGGCAAGCGUAUAAGGCGUUUGAUAGAAAAUAUAAGAAGAAUCUCAAAGCUCUUUAUCUAGUACAUCCAACUAAUUUUAUUAGGAUUGUGUGGCAAAUAUUUAAACCAGCUAUUAGUGUAAAAUUCGGACGGAAAAUGAUGUAUGUUAAUUAUCUAGAGGAAUUGGCACAAUACGUUAACCUGGAUCAACUAAUUAUACCACCUCAAGUGAUAGAACACAAUGAACAACUGAUGAUGAAAAAUAAGAAAAAUUUACCGGCGAGUCCACCACAAAGCGCGGUAGUUACGCCAGUUGGCACGACUCAGUUCGGUGCUAAUCUGCAAUUCAUAAAAGAAAAUAAUAAUGGCGAUUCAAUACCACCGAUUCUAAGACAGUGUGUAGAAUUUCUCGAUACACCUGACGCUCUAGAGACAGAAGGGAUAUUCAGAAGAUCGGCUAACGUAGCAGUAAUCAAAGAACUUCAAAAUCGCUGUAAUCAAGGUUUACCCAUCGAUUUCCAAGGAGAUCCCCAUAUCGCCGCGGUUUUACUCAAGACUUUUCUCCGUGAAUUAGACGAGCCUCUUAUGACUUACGAAUUGUACGACGAAAUCACGCAAUUCCAAACAUUAUCAAAAGACGAACGUCCGCGUAAAGUUAAGAUAUUAAUAUUGGAGAAACUCCCUGAAGACAACUAUCAAGUUCUUAAAUACAUCGUACAAUUUUUAUCGAGGGUAAUGGAUCGAUGCGACUUGAAUAAGAUGACUUCUAGUAAUCUCGCGGUCGUAUUUGGGCCGAAUCUAGUUAGAGCACCGCCAGCAUGUGGAAUGUCCCUCUCUGCGAUAGGACCCAUCAAUCAAUUUAUAGACUUUUUAUUCACCUAUCAAGAUAAGAUAUUUAUUAUUUAAAGGCGACAGCACCGAAGGCCUAAUUGUAACAUUCAACUAACUACACGUCCACAUUUUCAUUUGCCGAAAUAUUUUUAUAUUCUACGUGAUAGAGAAAGAGAGGAAAAUAGAAGGAAACACUAAAUUGUUCAUUUACACAAUUGUGAUUUUGCACAAGAGUUUUUAAUAUGAAUAGGUAUAAUAAUUUUCGGACGAAAGAGUAAAACGUUCGAAUUGAUGUCAGCAGGGCUAUUCCGUAACUCUUGACACAAGUUUCAUUAUCGUUAUAACGUCGUUGCGCAGC
Messenger RNA from Mycetomoellerius zeteki, 2157 nucleotides. RefSeq names its product Rho GTPase activating protein at 68F (gene RhoGAP68F). Gene Ontology annotation, cellular component: cytoplasm. Gene Ontology annotation, molecular function: GTPase activator activity. The coding region runs from base 405 to 1874 and encodes 489 amino acids. The transcript is spliced from 10 exons. Lineage: Eukaryota; Metazoa; Arthropoda; Insecta; Hymenoptera; Formicidae. The record is from RefSeq and is a predicted model, not a curated record. Gene Ontology annotation, biological process: negative regulation of endocytic recycling; small GTPase-mediated signal transduction.